AUGUACGAAUGCCUGGGGGCUAGUAGGGGCCUCGUUCAUGGCACCGCCUGGAGCGAAUCUCGUCAUCACCCACGAGGCAUGAGGGGCAUGAUCCCGCAUGGAAGCUCCGCGAAGCUGGCGCGAAGGGGACCUCGAUGGUACAACGGGCCAAACCAAAACAACAGGUGCCUGGCUUUGACGGCGUGCUGCGCGGCGCUGCACUGGAGCUCCAGGGCUUUGUCCAUCCCGAUCGGAGCUAGCAUCACGGACAAUGUCAGGCACGCACCCAUCCCAGCAGCAGCUCCUCGUCCAUUGCUGUGCCGUCCCCAGCAAGGUGGUUUGAGGGGCGUGCGGAUGGUCGUGAGACAGAGGCUGGACGGUCCAGUCAACGGGCUGCGACGUGCAGCGGCGGUACCUACGCAUAACACGACCGCCCGCCGGAGCGUAGGCCCGAGGUACACCUACACCUACACCUACACCGCACAGAACAUGUCGCAGUUCUCCUCCCUCUCUGCCCUUGAGCCCCGGCUGGAGCUCUCCACCAGAUACGGGGCGUCCCCACUGAACCGGUCACUGGGGAGGGGCCGGCUUCACUGGGGGUCUGGGGAGGAGGAGGAGGAGUCGCUGGCCGGGGAGGAAACAGCACAAAGCCUGCGGACCGCUAGAUGCUGGACCGCUAGAUGCUGGACCACUGAGGGCUGGUCGUCUCAUCCACCCCGCCGAGCACGUUUCGCUGCGUCGUGGUGCGUGUUGCUGGCCGAUUCUUGCGUCUUUGCGAAAGCCAUUACGCCAACGAAACUCUCUUGUUCGACCAACCCGCAGCCCGCCCUCCCCGUCGACGGCCCGUUUCUUUCUUCCGGCUGGCCGGGCCCUUCGGGGGUACCUGGAGCCAAAGUGUAAAGGAAACCCAAAAACGAAGGGAAAAAAAACGCUGUUCCUGUCAUUGAUGAUACGUGAGAAUGCUACCGCUGCUACGUGCGAAGUUCUAGGUUCCCACUGGAGCGCGCGGGGGCCCAGCGUACCUACCUAAGGUAGGUACAGCUACUGUACCUACUGAGGUAGCUAAGGCAUGCCGGAUGCUCUCUCGUGCUUCCAUCGGAAGCUUUCCCAACCUAACGCUGCCGGAAUCGGGGCAUGUGGACUUGGAUUGGAUCGCGGUGUCGGUCCUCAUGCAGGCCGAGUUGCUAGGACUUGUUCGGAGAAUGCGGCUGGCAGAACGAUGAGACAUGUCAUGGAUUGCGUCGCUCGACAUGGCUCAGCAAGGUGCCUCUUUUUAUUUUUAUUUUUAUUUUUGGUCGGAAGACGAGGAGCAAGCAGCACAGCACAGCGCAGCAUAACACAGCACCACUAACCAGCAACCACCAAC
This is a messenger RNA of Ilyonectria robusta, 1345 nucleotides long. RefSeq lists its product as uncharacterized. The transcript has 3 exons. The record is from RefSeq and is a predicted model, not a curated record. The coding region runs from base 1 to 879 and encodes 292 amino acids. Lineage: Eukaryota; Fungi; Ascomycota; Sordariomycetes; Hypocreales; Nectriaceae.